AAGACCUUUACCACUUACUCUUAGUCCGCAGGGACUGCUGUCCCGGUCCUUCGACAUUUUCUAUUUUCAUAGAUAAGCAUAAUAAAAUCAUCUUUCUCUUUUUUUCGAAAAAAUUAAAAAGGAUAAUAUGUACACCUAAUGAGAGGUUCAAAAGACACACACUCUACAUGUAAAUAUCUACUACCAUUUUCUCUCCCUUUUCCUCUGUUUUGCCGCUCCAAAAGAUAAGAGAUGAUAGUACUCAAAGCUAUUCAAACCUCUUUCACUGCUAUAAAACAUACCUCUUUUCACACCACAAGACUUUCCAACACAAAGCAGCAUUCCAACCUUCGCAUAUGCAAGUCCAACGAUUCAGACUCCGAAGCAUCCUCACCUGAAGGAGAUACUAGAAAACAAGAGUUGCUUGCCCGCAUAGCCCAGCUCCAAGCUCAGAAAGUCAGGCUUACUGAUUUUUUGGAUGAAACGUCUGCCCACCUCACCCAAUUUGCAGAAGAGGCUAAUGUUGAGUUUGACAAGAUUGGAGAAGAUGCUCAGAAAGGACUCGAUGAAGCCAGUGACAGGAUAAUGGAGAACAUAAACAGCCGUAUGCAGGCCUUUGAGGAAUCUGCAGAAUCAUACAAACUUGAGAUUGAGAAGAAUGAUAACGAGUUAGCAGAGUUCGAAGGUCAGAUUGAAAAAGAUAGAAAUGAAGGGUUGUUCUUUAAGAACCUGAGGACGAGGACGCCUAAAGAAAAAGCAGAAGCUAAGGAGGAAAUGAAUAAGAUUAAAAAGCUUACUAAUGAAAGUGCAGCAUCAAAACGCAGGAGAAAUAUUUACCUGGCAUUAAUUGGGCUGCUAAUCAUUGGAAUUGCUGAUUCUUUCAUAUCUUCUUCACCUGAUUGGCGAAAAGUCGCAGUUCUUGGGGCAAUUCUAGUGGCCUUGAUUUCUCAGUUCAUCUAUGAGCAGACAUUGUUAUCACAGACAAAAGAAACAGAAAACGGUAAGAAAGAGGAAGAAGAAAAGUGACCUCCAUCAUUUUCCCUAGGAAGUGUUACUGUGUAAAAAUAUUAAGUCCAGCUUGGAGAAAUAUAGCAUGAUACAAUAGGCCCAAGUGAAAUCUAAUGACUUGGGCUUGAUACAUCAAGCUGUUUUGCUUUUGCAUCGACAUCAGCUGGCCUUGGUGAUACAACUUCAAUCACCAAAACAUGUAAGCUUAGUUACCAUACUGAUGGCCUGAUGCUUUAUGAAAUUUUCUUUGUAAUUUGUUACCAUAUUAAUACAGAAGAGAUGGCUAAACCUCUCAAAUCACAAUAGCUUGAUAACAAAAA
Molecule: messenger RNA, 1307 nt
Organism: Ziziphus jujuba (common jujube)
Lineage: Eukaryota; Viridiplantae; Streptophyta; Magnoliopsida; Rosales; Rhamnaceae
Exons: 2
Coding region: 232-1005 (257 amino acids)
Cellular component (GO): chloroplast
Source: RefSeq, a predicted model, not a curated record